AUGGCCCCUCAGCGUAAUCCUCUCCCUUCAUUCGACCAGCUUCCCUUGCGCGAGGGCGACCCACCAAACUCGGCCUGGGGACUAUGGGGCGACGGACCAGACAGUGCGCUGGGAUCCCUGAACUAUCUGACCGAUGAGUUGGUGUUGAAGACAAUCAAGGAAGAGGUGAAAACCGGAGAGCGCAUUGGCCUAAAUCUGCCUCUGGAUCUAUUCAAUCCGCCACUUCUGGGACGAGCAGGUUUCGAGCAGAAGAUUAUCGACAAGAACCCGCUCGUAGUCAACGAUGACGUGAUUACUUUCAACACUCAAGGAAGUUCUCAAUGGGAUAGCCUGCGUCAUUUUGCUUAUCAGCAAGACAAGAAGUUCUAUAACGGGACCACUCAAGCCGAUAUCCACGCUUCUAGUCGCACAGAAAUCAAUGGUUUGCAGAGUUGGUGCUCGAAAGGGCUUGCGGGUCGGGGUGUAUUGAUUGACUAUGUGUCGUACGCAAAACGUCGCGGUAUCGAAGUGAAUCACUUCUCGGGUCACGCCAUCUCAGUGGAAGACGUGCUAGCCAUUGCUGAGGAGCAAGGAGUCGAGUUUCGCACCGGGGAUGUGCUUUUUCUGCGUACUGGCUAUGUUGCUGCCUACAAGACCCUAGAUGCAGAAGGCCGAGAGAGGGUCUCCAACGUGCGCGAAUGGUGCGGCCUAGGUCAGUCUCGAGGGACGACAGAGUGGCUCUGGAAGAGACAGUUUGCUGCCGUGGUGAGCGACUCGCCGGGAUUCGAAGUACGACCUCCGACAGACAAGACGUGGCAUCUUCACCCGAUCCUGCUGGCCGGAUGGGGUACACCACUAGGGGAACUGUUUGACCUAGACAAGUUGGUGGAGAUCUGUGCCAAAAAUAAGCGCUGGUCUUUCUUCUUUACGUCGGCACCGCUGAACUAUACUGGUGCUGUGGCUUCACCUCCAAACGCGACAGCUAUUUUGUGA
Messenger RNA from Penicillium lagena, 972 nucleotides. RefSeq lists its product as uncharacterized. The record is from RefSeq and is a predicted model, not a curated record. The transcript has 5 exons. Lineage: Eukaryota; Fungi; Ascomycota; Eurotiomycetes; Eurotiales; Aspergillaceae. Gene Ontology annotation, molecular function: arylformamidase activity. The coding region runs from base 1 to 972 and encodes 323 amino acids.